Lampris incognitus (smalleye Pacific opah) is the source of this 2379-nucleotide messenger RNA. It is a transcript of the gene bin3, whose product is annotated as bridging integrator 3. The transcript is spliced from 9 exons. Gene Ontology annotation, biological process: actin cortical patch localization; endocytosis; plasma membrane tubulation. NCBI's taxonomy places the organism in Eukaryota, Metazoa, Chordata, Actinopteri, Lampriformes, Lampridae. Bases 132 to 893 code for a protein of 253 amino acids. The record is from RefSeq and is a predicted model, not a curated record. Gene Ontology annotation, cellular component: cytoplasm; actin cortical patch. Gene Ontology annotation, molecular function: lipid binding; protein binding.
CUCGCGCGGCGGCUGAGCUUCCGACUUCCUGUUCCAGUCCGAAGGGUUAAACUAGCUUGGCGGAGGGGGGAUGAGCGUCUCGGCGGAAAUAAAGGCUAGCCAAAUGAAAGUGGACUAGGAACCGGGACAAGAUGAGCUGGAUUCCCUUCAAGAUUGGCCAACCGAAGAAGCAGAUUGUCUCGAAAACCGUUGAAAGAGACUUUGAGCGGGAAUAUGACAAGCUCCAAAAGCUGGAGGAUCAGACAAAGAAACUUCAUAAGGACAUGAAGAAAAGCACCGAGGCUGAUAUAGCCAUGUCCAAGGCAGCAGUGAAGAUCUCUGCAGACCUACUGAGUAACCCGCUUUGUGAGCAGGACCAGGCCUUUCUGGAGUCUAUGACCGCUCUGGAUACAGCAAUGAGAAGGAUGGACUCCUUCAACCAGGAAAAGGUCAACCAGAUCCAGAAGACCGUGAUCGACCCUCUGAAAAAAUACAGCGGCGUGUUCCCCAGCCUCAACAUGGCGGUCAAACGCCGGGAACAGGCGCUGCAGGACUACAAAAGGUUGCAGUCCAAGGUGGAGAAGUACGAAGAGAAAGAGAAGACGGGGCCCAUCAUGGUCAAGCUGCAUCAGGCCCGAGAGGAGCUUAGACCAGUCCGGGAGGACUUCGAGGCCAAGAAUAAGCAGCUGCUGGACGAGAUGCCCAAGUUCUACCACAGCCGCAUUGACUACUUCCAGCCGAGCUUUGAGGCGCUCAUCCGGGCGCAGGUGGUGUACUUCACUGAAAUGCACAAGAUCUUCAGUGAGUUAACAGACCAGAUAGACCAGGCGGGGCUGACGGACGAACAGAGGGAGCGAGAGAACGAGGCCAAGCUCAACGAGUUGCGCGCUCUCUCUAUUGUCGCCGAUGACUAAAGAAGGAAGCCUCGGAAGGGGAAGAGCGGUACAAUACACUCUUUUCCUCCUUUUCACGCCUAGCUGACCGGAUUGCACUCUUUCAGGCCUCUCUACACCGUUCCACCAUGUGGCGCGGGGCCUUUAUCCCGAUUACCAGUCCCCCCCCCCCCCCCGUGCCCAUCUAACCACCGUGCCCCCAUCAAACACUGCUCGCCCUCUUCAUCACUCGACUUUUCAUUCUACCUUUUCUAAGAUCUUUCUUCACCUCAGAAGUAAUACGAAUGCUGCAUCUACUAAGCCAUCGGCCCAUUAUGAGACGGUCUUGUCUUUUUUUUCAAUGAAGGAAUAAAACGGCUCUUCUCAGAGCUCAUUUGCAGGGUGUCACUUCUCGAUUUCAAACUUGUCUAUUCGCUUUCAAGUUAGAAAGCAAGAAGGAAACUUGUUUUUCCAAUCUCGUUUGCUGACACCAGCGAAGCAAUAUGUCUAAAGUGGGAUCAUCAGUGGCAAAAUUUUCACAUUCUUAAAAACUAGUGUGUCCCGUUGGACUGAACGUCCCCAGUACUGUCCAGGCUGUAAAGCCAGAAGGUUGGUAUAUGCUAUGGGUUUUAAAAUGUUCACUCUGUGCUUGUUAUAUCUCACCCUAGCUAAUGAGGGUUAAUCACUAAUUAAGCUCUGUGCCAUGUUGAACGAGAGGUUUUAUUUACCGGGGUGUAUAGUUCAGUUAGCCUUACUCGUGUCGGUAAGACAUCAUGGUAACCUACCUGUCAGUAGUGCGACAGUGCCUGUACAGCAGUGUGGAAAGAUGUGCAGUAGAACCUGAGGAGGGGAACGAGUCAUUGUUACGGACACUAAAUCAUCUCCCAACAUCAGACUGCUGCUCCCUCUAGUGGAAGAGAUCGGUCAUGUUUCCGCCGCUGCCCUCCAUUCAAAUUGUGUGCGUCCUUUGUUCUGUUGUUUGUCGUUUUUACAGUGCCUCUGAUGGGGAAGAACCUUUUUAUACACCGUUUAAGCUCUACAGUGUCUUGUCUGCACACCAUGCAUGCCAUAAAGUCAGGCGAGAGAGGCCAAUCCUUGGUUUCCUUUGCCUUUCGGACCAAAUCACAUUGGCAUUCAUCCCUAUUCUCUCCAUCUUGUCAGGUGUUGCCUCAAAAUGAUGACUAUGUAAGUCAGUGUGGCAAAAUAUUGACGUCAUUGUUUAUAUUUACAAAAUAGCUGAUUUACGGACAAAAACGAACGCUUUCAGGACUGUAAAGUUGGUUAUUAGAGAAUGCCCCAUUCGUUGUGUACUGCAAUGCAGUUUGUUGGCUAUAUAUAGAGUUGCAUUUUUUUUAAAGUUGUAAUACGUGGUUUAUUUAACACAGCCGAGUGACUAGUUUAACAUCAGACUUGAGUUUUAUGCUUUUCAGAACCGUCUUAAUAUCAGGAAACUGUUUGACACACGUCGGGCCUGCUUUACAUCGUCAUUUUUCUGUGUACAAUUAUGAAAUAAAUGGGUCUGUGAGAA